Molecule: messenger RNA, 587 nt
Organism: Telopea speciosissima
Lineage: Eukaryota; Viridiplantae; Streptophyta; Magnoliopsida; Proteales; Proteaceae
Exons: 2
Coding region: 24-587 (187 amino acids)
Source: RefSeq, a predicted model, not a curated record
UGGUACCGAUUACGGAGCAGGAGAUGAGCAAUCAGGGAACCGAUGCAACAUCAUCGAACAAUACCCUCGAGUGUUGCAUGUGUGGAGACUAUGGCUUACACAACGAGUUCUUCCGAUGCAAGAUUUGCCUCUUCAGGUUCCAACACAGAUACUGUAGCGAUCUCUACCCGAAAGCCGAUUCUUAUCGAGUCUGUAAUUGGUGUCUGAAAAGAAAGGGAAGGAAGAUCAUCGACGACGGAGCAAACAAUUCCUCUUCUCUUACUUCUCCUAAUAAUAACAGCAAUAACAGACUUGAAGAUAAAAAGGAAGAAGAAAUCAAGAACAGGAGAAAUGAUGGGCUUGUGGGUGUGAAGGCCCAGAGAGGAAGUCUACAAUUGCAUCUACAGAAUCCCAUGAAGAAACAGAGAUCGCCGGAGCAAUCAUCGAUGGCAGCGCCAAAGAGGAUCAUUGCAAAUGGGUGCUUGAAGGAAAAACUUGGAAGGAAUAAAUCGGAGGAAAUCCCUAAGACUGGUGGGAGUGGGAUCGUCAAACAGGUCUUCAGAGGUAAGGUUCGAAGGUAUAAGCUCUUGGAUGAAGUCUCUAGCUAG